Rotaria sp. Silwood2 is the source of this 1233-nucleotide messenger RNA. Lineage: Eukaryota; Metazoa; Rotifera; Eurotatoria; Philodinida; Philodinidae. The record is from the annotation of a GenBank genome assembly.
AUGGAUCAAUUACGUACUCUUGAAUUUGUACAAUUACAAGCAUUUGCACGUGUACUUCAACAACAAAAUAAAAAAUCUCAAUCAACAAUUGAUAAAUUACAACAAAAAAAUACUCGUAUAUCAGCUGCUCAAUUACUUGCUGAAUCAAUUAAAAAACAAACUCUUGAUAAAAUAACAUUUGCUUUAAUUAUGGAUCGUAUAUUAGGCAAAGUUGAUAAUCAAUUAUUAUGUUUACGUGAUCAAUGUUAUAUGUCAGCUGUUAGUAAUGUACAAUCGUUAGUACAAAAAGAUAUAGGAACAACAAUGAUGACAAAAAUUGAGCAAGAACUAUCUCGUUUACGUAAUAAAGUUAAUCAUUUAACAUUAACUAAUGAAAAAUAUAGUCAAUUAAUAACUCGAUUAUUACAAGAUAUUCAACAUAUUCAUGACGUAUCAAAACAUGAUGUAAAAGAAGCACACAAUAUGCGUUUAUUUAUUCAAUCAUUACAUGAUGCUACUUAUCAACAUCGGUUUGAUCGAAGUGAAUGUAAAAUAAUAAAACGAUCAAUAAAUCAAUUAGAAUUGGGAUUUUUUGAUAAUCUUGUUCGCAUUCAACUCGAUGGAAAAACAAUUGGUCGUAUUACAACUUGGACAAAAAUAACCGAUAAAAAUGAUGAUAAUAUUGAAUGUAAAAUUAUGUAUUCUACUGAUGAAAAUUUAAACCAAAGUCAACAAUUAGCUUAUGAAUUACUUAAAAAUGAAAUCAAUAUCUAUUGGAAUCGUCCAUUAACAAGUACAAUAUCUAUGUCAUAUCUUAUAGACUUUAUACGAAAAUUAAUUGAAUAUUCACUUAUUGCAAAUAAUUUAUCCAGAACAUUAAUUGUUUGUCUUGAAACUUUACCAUGUAAAUUAAUUGAUAAUAAAUUUACUAUUGAUUGGUCAACACCACAAAUACGUCUUGAUAUUGAAUGGGAACUUGAUGAACGAAUAUUUCGUGAUUGUCCAUUGAAAUCAUCUUAUUGUUGUCAGCCACAACAUAAUGAAUUAUGUAAUGAACUUCAAACUCUUCUUGAUCGUAUGAAACCAAUCAAUGGUUCAAUUGCUAGUUUAUAUGAACAAGUUGAAAAACAUAUUCGACCAUGGAUUAAACUUCUUGAUGAAAUUCAAAAUGAUAAUAUAAAUAAACCUCAAGCUAAUAUAUCAUUACAAAAAUUAAAACAAUCAUUAGAAAAAUUACUACUUGAACAUAAUUAA